UAAUAUCAUAUAUAUGAGCUUUAGGUGGAUGAAAUUUUUUUUAUAGAAUGAAACGCUCAAAACCAACGCAAAAAGCCUUGUUAAUGCAGGUUAUUCGAGAGCAGGACGGGAUGUUCAAAUGCAUCGCCGAGAGCAAGUGCUCAUACGGGCAAUCGAUUAUGAAUCCUGGUAAUUUUAAAAGACAUGUUGAGGCUCUUCAUCCGAUCGUCUUUGAUAGACUAGGAUUGUCUUCUCGUCGAGUUGAUGGCACCGACUCAGCACAAGUAAAAAAGAAAUAUAAGAAACUCAUUGUGGACUCAAACAAAAAGAACCUAGUUUGUGGAACUCUUUUACUUUUAACUGAAAGUAACUUACCGUAUAGCUUUUUUGAAAGUUCUGCAUGUAAAAUUUUACUGGGACCGCUUUACGAGGCUGCCAGUAUGACCCUGAACAGAAAGGCUAUUUCAGAUCUCAUUGACAAAAGCUCGAUACUGGCUAGAAAUUUUAUUAAAAACGAAAUGUCUCAAAAACUCAUAAGUUUGAAAAUAGAUAGUGCUACGCGAGGUAAUCGUCAGGUGUUAGGCAUAAAUGCUCAAUAUUAUCAUAACAAUAAAGUUGUUGUUCGAAAUCUUGCAAUUCAAGAGAUGCAUAGCCGCCAGACAAAAGAAAAUUUAAAAGAUGUUAUAAUGAAUACUCUGGCCGAAUAUAGUGUAGAUAUGAAACAGGUGUACUCCAUUGCUCACGAUAAUGGCAGUAAUAUGGUGGCGACUGUUAAAGUAUUGAAGGAAAUGCUGGAAAAAUCUAGCUUGGAAAACCCCUCAAUCAACUUGCUAGUAGCUAAUGAAGAAGUGCGUUACAUUUUCGAGCUACCUGAUGAGAUGCAAAAUGCUGAAAGUUUCGAGAGCAUUGAGAUAGACAAUUGUAGCACAACAUCAGAUGAUACUGUACAAUGUGACGAUUUCAGUGAAGAUAAGCAGGAGGAAACAAAAUUCAUUUUAUCAAACAUUGACGAUGGUGAAUGCUGGCGAAUGGAAGAAAUUCUCGACAGUACACGAUGCGCCGCUCAUACAGCACAAUUAGCUGUGUGGGAUGUUGUAAAACCCUAUCAAGAACGAAUCACAAAAAUACAAAAGAUUGUAGUCAAAUUGCGGCAUCGCGAGUACCAAAAAAUAUUUAAAAUCCACAAUGCUCAUCUGCCUCCUAUUGCUAACGAUACUAGAUGGAAUAGCAAAUAUCUGAUGUUGUCAUCUCUUCUCAAUCAACGUCAGUUUUUCAAUUUGCUGAAAACUGUUUUUCCGGAGCCAGAUCUUACAUCACAUUGGCCAUUUAUUGAGAAAUUCCGCGACGCAUUCGAACCAGCAUUCGUUCUUACGCUGAAGCUGCAGAAAAUUCAUUGUCCGCUAUCAGAUUUUUACAUAUACUGGCUUCAGUGCCAAGCGCAACUGGAUAAAAUGAAAUCAAAUUUGCAUCAUCGUCUCAACGAAAUUGAAGGUGUGGAUGUUCAAGUUAAUCAAUCCACAUCAACAAGUGAGCCGCAAGAUGAACUAGACAAAUACCUGUCAUCAUAUUUCGAAGAAGAAGACAUUCCGACGGGAAUAUCACAUUCGAUAAACGAAUCUGUGGUAUCUCAGAUAAAGGAUUUAGAAAUACGCGAGAAAGUACCAAUAACAAUACAGCAUUCAGAUAACACUUGCUCAGAUGUUCGAUUCGACAUUCUGAAGUAUUGGGAGUCACACAAAAUUAUCUCUCCAAUUCUUCACCGUUUGGCAAUGGUAGUUUUGGUUGCUCCUUCAACUCAGGUUUCCGUUGAACGUGCCUUUAGUGGACUUAAACUGAUUCUCACCGAUCAUCGAAUGCGUUUAUGUGAAAAAUCAGUGGAAAAUUUACUUGUUUUGAAACUAAAUUCUGACUUACUGGAACAGAUAUCUGAAAUAUUGAGCGACGAAGAAGCCAAUUAUGUGACAGAAUUGCUUAAAUGUCAAUCUGUGUAA
Molecule: messenger RNA, 1970 nt
Organism: Malaya genurostris
Lineage: Eukaryota; Metazoa; Arthropoda; Insecta; Diptera; Culicidae
Exons: 4
Coding region: 48-1970 (640 amino acids)
Molecular function (GO): protein dimerization activity
Source: RefSeq, a predicted model, not a curated record